AUGCAGGGGCACUAUCUGCUAGGGUGCGCGCUGCUCGAGAAGGAGGACUGCGCUCUCGCGGUCAAGGAAUUCGAGAAGGCUUUGGAUCUCUUGAAGCCUUCAAAUUCAAGGGACAAAAUGGCAGAGGACAUUUGGCAGGUUCUUGCCAAGGCCAAGUACCUUGCCUGGGAAAAGCACUCCACUCAGCGAGUUUGGAAGAUGCAAAGUUUAAGGGAAGCUUGUGAAAAUGCUCUGCAGGAGCAUCACUUUCUUAGCGGCACUCUUUCAGAAGACUCUGAGGGGACAACCAAUGAGUAUUCAGAGCAAUGCAAAUUGUUAUCUGAAGUCUUCACGAACGCUAUACUUGCUGAUACACCAGGAGAUGUGCCGGACUACAUUUGCUGUCAAAUAACUUUUGAGAUUUUUAGAGAUCCAGUUAUCACACCCAGUGGUGUAACAUAUGAGAGGGCCAUACUGCUUGAGCAUCUUCGCAAGGUGGGCAAUUUCGAUCCGGUGACGCGGGAGCCCUUGAAGGAGCACCAGUUGGUUCCGAAUCUUGCCAUCAAGGAAGCCGUCCAAGCAUACCUCAAGGAGCACACCUGGGCCUACAAGUCGAACUGA
Molecule: messenger RNA, 600 nt
Organism: Triticum turgidum subsp. durum (durum wheat)
Lineage: Eukaryota; Viridiplantae; Streptophyta; Magnoliopsida; Poales; Poaceae
Source: the annotation of a GenBank genome assembly